AUGACUUCGUCUCAGGAACCUCCUAUAAGAAAGUCUGUUCCCGACAGGACGUCCUUCACAGCAAGAGACAGCGUGGAGGACAUCUGGAAGGGCCUGGGCCUCCCGCCAGAACCACUGCAAGCGCUCGACCUCACCGGCAGCGGACCGGGUCUCCCCUCGUCCUUCAAGAUCGCCGACCUCGCCCAGGCAUCCAUCGGCCUCUCCGGGCUCCUCGCAGCGCACAUCCACGCUCUGCGCACCUCCACCCCCACCCCCAAGGUAACCGUGCCGCGCGAGCACGCCGUCAUCGAAUUCAAAUCCGAACGCCUCUACACGCUCGCCGGCCAGCCAGCCUCAACGGCCUGGGGCCCGCUCAGCGGCCUGCACAAGACCUCCGACGGCCACGUCCGCGUCCACGAUGGGUUCCCGCACCACAGCGCCAAAGCCAAGGCGCUCCUCGGCUGCAAGCCCGACGCAGACCGCGCCGCCGUCAGCGCCGCCAUCGCCCCCUGGCGCGCCGUCGACCUCGAAACCGCCGCCUUUAACGCCGGCGCCGUCAUCGCCGCCCUCCGCACCCCGGCCCAGUGGGACGUCCUCCCGCAAGCCCGCGCCGUCGCAGACUUCCCCAUCCGCCUGCGCCGCAUCGACGGCGAAGCCCGACCAGUACCAGUACCAGUUUCAGUACCACCCCCGGGCCUGCCCCCGGCCCUCCGCACUGCCGUAACCGACAAAGCCCUCCGCGGCCUCCGCGUCCUCGAGCUCUCGCGCGUCAUCGCCGCCCCCCUCGCCGGCAAGACGCUCGCCGCCCACGGCGCCGACGUCCUCUGGGUCACGAGCCCCACCCUCCCCGACCUGCCCCCGAUCGACCGCGAAUUCGGCCGCGGCAAACGCACCGUGCAGCUCGACCUGGCCACCGAAACGGGCGCGCACGAGCUCGCCCGACUCCUCGACGACGCCCACGUCUUCAUCCAGGGGUUUCGCCCGGGGAGCGUGGCCGCGCGCGGAUUCUCAGCGGCGGCGCUGGCGGCGCGGCGCGCGCGCAGCAACGGCAGCGGCAGCGGCAGGGGAAUCAUCUGCGCGAAUUUCUCCGCGUAUGGGCGGGCGGGCCCGUGGGCCGACAGGCGCGGGUUCGACUCGCUGGUGCAGACGUGUUCGGGGAUGAAUGAAUCCGAGGCGUUGCAUUUUGGGGCAGGGGAGGCGGGGCGGGCGACGGCGUGCCAGGUGCUGGACCAUGCGGGCGGGUAUUUCCUUGCGGCGGGGGUGAUGGCGGCGGUGUGUCGGCAGGCGGAGGAGGGGGGUUCAUGGGAGGUGGAUGUGUCGCUUGCCGGGGUGAUGAAGUAUCUGCGGUCGCUGGGACAGUAUGACGGGCGGAGUGGGUUUGACGGGGUGCCGGAUUAUCAGGGGCCGGGGGAUGUGCCGGAGGAGUAUCUGGAGACGAGGGAGACGGGGUUUGGGGAGAUGAGGUUUGUGAGGCAUGCGGCUUGUAUUGAGGGGGUGGAGGUUGGGUGGGAUGUGAUGGUGAAGCCGUUGGGUGAGGAUGAGAAGAGGUGGUUGUAG
Molecule: messenger RNA, 1536 nt
Organism: Aspergillus clavatus NRRL 1
Lineage: Eukaryota; Fungi; Ascomycota; Eurotiomycetes; Eurotiales; Aspergillaceae
Product: CAIB/BAIF family enzyme
Exons: 1
Coding region: 1-1536 (511 amino acids)
Molecular function (GO): catalytic activity
Source: RefSeq, a predicted model, not a curated record